Molecule: messenger RNA, 1507 nt
Organism: Archocentrus centrarchus (flier cichlid)
Lineage: Eukaryota; Metazoa; Chordata; Actinopteri; Cichliformes; Cichlidae
Exons: 12
Coding region: 107-1459 (450 amino acids)
Molecular function (GO): ubiquitin-protein transferase activity
Source: RefSeq, a predicted model, not a curated record
AGCUGCUGUUGGUCAGGCAGUGCAGUCAGUGACCACAGUGAGGCCUCAGCAGGCACUGCAACAAAGAGCUCAACUCAGUGGCCCUGGACUCUCAGUGAAACAAGAAAUGGCUCGGUCUUUUCCAGGAUUUUUUAAAAAAGAGGCAAGAGGAAAAAGGCGCUUUGCACCAUAUAGGACAAACGAAUUUGGGAAGAGUUUCUUGGUGAAUUUCUUUCUUCUUGAAAAACAAUAUGAAAAAACACCAAAAGGAGAGGAGGAACUGCCACUCAUGCUUGCUGGCCUUGGAAAACGUUCUCUAACCAUAUUUGAAAACAUGACACAUUCAGAGAUUUCAGAUUUGCUUGUGAAUGUAUAUCCAAGACUGGCAAACAUCUGUGGUGGCUGGAUGCUGCACAAAUCCACAGGUGGAAGUGGGUGGCGGAACUUGGUUGUUAUCCCUCCAGAUCUACAUGGAUACACUGGCCAGCAGUUAAAAGUGGUGACUAGCAGUGGAAAAUACACAUUGUACAUUUGUCCUUUACAAGAAGAACUUUAUACAAUUCCACUACCACCCAAAGCAAAGGAGUUUGAGAAAAUGCCCAAAGCCCAGUGUACAACUUGCAAGAAAAUGGUGCCACUUCAGAUUCUUCCAGUGCACAUCAAGGAAUGCAAGAGAGAACUUGUAGAUUUGAGUUGUUCUGCUGAAGAGGAAAGUUGCAAAGAACAUGAUGAAUUUAGAGAUUCCACUUGCAACCAGUCAGACCAGACAUCAGAGUGUCCUGUGUGCAACAAUGCAUUUCACGUUGACAUAAUUGAAGUCCAUGCAGCCACAUGUGGAUUAAGACCUUCAGAUAAUGACUGUCACGAGUCAAGUGGAUCAGGAGCAGUCGGUCAAAUCAGUACAUUUCAAAGCAGAGGCAUGCAACAGUGGCAACGGCAGAAAAAGACAUCACCCAAAUCUAGACUUAAGGUCACAUUCUUCGGUGAGGCAGGCAUUGAUACUGGUGCCCUUAGCAGAGAAUUUCUCACAGAAAUGCUGGCAGAGGUCGAAAACAGACUCUUUGUUGGAGGGUCAGAUAAGAAAGGGAAGAAUCCUGUUUAUUGUCUCAACAGUUUGGACUCAAACUUCUUCAGGAGUGUGGGAGAGAUCAUGGCAGCUAGCCUUGCACAAGGCAGACCUUGCCCCAACUUCUUGCGCGACUGGUGCUUCAGAUAUCUCUGCUCUGGUGAUUCUGACAGUAUACAAGUGUCUGCCAGUGAUGUAACAGAUUUUGAACUAUCACAGCUUAUUGAGAGGAUAAACAGCACAGAUGAUGACAAGAUCAGUGACCUGGUUGACAAUAUUGUGACCUGUGGCUACACUGGAAUCGUGUCUAUGGAAAGAAGAGAUGCCAUGAUAAGGUGGAUGCUACCUUUCUCCUGGAGAGGAGCCGCCCUGUCUUUAGUGAGACUGGUUCUGCCAAGCACCAGAAAGAAGUGAAGAUUAUGAACUUUCUCCAGGACUACCUCCAAGAAAUUGAGGAUUCUG